Molecule: messenger RNA, 20179 nt
Organism: Amoebophrya sp. A120
Lineage: Eukaryota; Dinophyceae; Syndiniales; Amoebophryaceae
Source: the annotation of a GenBank genome assembly
AGUAGUUGAGGCUCGUUAUUGAAAUUGUCGUGCUGUGAGUCUAGUGCAACUGCAAGUGCAACGCCGAUCUCGGCUGCAAACAUGCAGCGGAAUUUUAACCCGCCGCUGCGAGGGCGAUCGGUCGGCGCAGCACUACCGCCCAACAAUGCGCCGCGGCCGACUGGAGCAGUGAUGAUAUGGCCUGGUCACGGGUCGCGCCCUCAUCUUUUGCAUAAAAAUCCGCUCUGCAUCUUCAAGGAAUUCGCAUGAUUUUUGCCAUGCAACGGUGCAGAGGCGGGAAAAAUAAAAAUCGAGGUCCGGCGAAAUAGAGCCUUAGCACGCCAAAGGCUACAAGAGGAUGAGUUUUCAGUCUCAGAAAUCUAUAUUCUUGCUCGCUCGAGCUUCGAGAAGCGUCUAUGCUCAUGCAGACCUAAAUGUCAUGACGUCACAGGAGAGUUUGGGUGAAUAAAAAACACUGCAGUGCAAAAGCAUGAAAAGGUUGAGGGCGCGACCGCUGAGCAGCUCAUAAGCACAACAACACCGUGUAGAUGCACACCAGAUUGAGCAGGGGGUGCACAUGCAGCACACCAGAGACGCGAAUAUUAGAGCGGGGCAUGAACACGUCAGGCAUCCGCGACAGCUGGGCGCGAAGUAGUGAAUAAAAAAAGCACUUGGGCCUAUUAUCGUAGGGCGCAUAAGCAGCUUACGGCGAGCUUUUAGUUUUAUCCGCGCGUGCAGCGGCGCUAAACGGGCGCAGAAGGAGGGUAGAGGCAAAGAAGGCGCCAGCCACGUACUUAGUGGGUCCGGGGAGAGGGUGCAGAGGGUCCGAGGGGGUCCACAGUAUAGCUGGGCCCUCUGUGGGACCAUCUGUCGCGACCCUCUCCGGGAAGCUCUAUGUGGUUUCUCGGAGGACCCUCCCAUGACUUCUCCUGCCCCCCCCCGGCCCUCUUUCGGAUCCUCUCCGGGCCCUGUCCCGGACCGUCUCCCAGACCCCCUCCUGGAGCCCCUCCCGGAGCGGCGCCUGUCUGCUGGCGGGCGGUCUUGCUUCAACGGGGGUCGGCAGUUCUGAAAAAAAUUCAACUUCGGGUCAAUUUGGCUGCCCAAAGUGGCCGCGCCGUUCUGCGCCCCGCGGAGGGGGUGGGUGCGGCGCAGUGCCUUACAGUGGGCGGCCGCUUGAGGGUGCCGCGCUCAACUUCCAACAACGCCCGCGCACGCGCGGGCAACAGGGGCGGGGACGUUUCUUUAAAAGGAACACGGCCAAACCUGCGUCCACAUUCUGGUGGGCCCCCCCCAAGAAGCGACACCAUGGCCCUUGCUCUUCUUGGGUGCGCAUUCUUGUUCGUGCAUCUGCAAAAAGCAGCCUCCUUCCUUUGGCGUGAUGGCGGGGCCGCACUACAGGGCACCCUUCCCUUCGCGGCACCAGGCCGGCGGCCAAGCUAAUUGUCCGGGGCCCCCUUUCAUGGAGAAGAAGGCCGGUGCGGCGGCUGUGCAUCUGCGCGCGCCAUCCGGGCGAAGGGCGCAGCAAAGAAGAAUUUCUUCUUUUGCUGCGCCGGGGAUUCGACGUAGCGAGUCGGUCGGUGGUGCCGCUUUCCCCACCGGAAUCCUCCACCAAGCAGCCCACCCCCCGGCGGCCGCCGCCGGGGGGUGGCUGGUGGAGUAAAAUACCGUGGCGCAGAAGUUACUAUCGAACACCGAACAGACUGUGGCUUCGGAGCUGACACUACGAAGCCACGCCACUGGUUCGUGGUCGAAGUGCAGUUUUUUUGUUCGCUAUAAUCGCCUCCAGCAGAUAAAUCGCCGAAACGGGUAUGACAACGUCCAGACAAUGGCCGACUUAAACGCCAGGCCGGUACCCCGCAACAUACAGCCCCAAGAGAUCCCGCGUAAGCGUAACGAUCGUGUUAUGCAAUGCAAAUAUGUCCGGGUCUGGAACGGUGCAACUUGUCAUGCUGCAGUUGAAUCUGGCAAAAAUCUGUGUUGCGUGCGCGGCUAAUUUUACAUCCACCUCGCCCCGCGCAAAGUUCCCAUUUCUCAUGCGGAAUAGGCAUUAACCAGCUUCUGCGCACUCUGUGAUGCUUCUGGAUGCAUUCCAGAGGACCAUCUUGGUCUCUGUGUUGCACGAGAUGCAAGACAAAUUUUGCGCUCUCCAAACGAACCCAGACAUACUUGCACUGGAUGCAGGAUCAUGAUCGACAGCAACUACACCAGGCCUACCACGACGACGACGACCAGAUCUAUCAAAUGCAAAUAUGACAGGUCUGGAGGAAUGAAAGCUUGUCAUGCUAAGGCUCAAUCGCGGAAAAAUCUGUGUUGCACGAACGCCGGGAGUUGCCCGGUUCUUGUUGUCAUGUGGAAUAGACAUGUCACAGGCGUCGCUAACUAUGUGAUGCUUUUCUGUGCAUGCCAGGCUGCGGGUGCGUGUGUGGUCCGACGUGAGAUGCAUGAGAAAUCUCGCAUCCUUCCAGACCCAGACAUAUUUGCAAUGCAUAACUUCGAAGGCCGAGGCCGGGCAAUAUCAAAGUGAAAAAUCCCCCCCUCCCCAUUUUCGCAAGGAAGCUUCUGAUGCUGGAUUUGCGUACACGAAUAAGCUCUGCCUUGGUUCCACAAUCGGGCGACAUCCUCUGAACUUUUCUUCUUGCAGGACGCGACAAUCAAUUAUUUGUGGUCACAAAUCAGCAUCACAAAUUUCCCUUUCGAGUAUGGGCAGGGGGCCCCUUCUCACAGAAUAGCCGCGAGAACAGCAACUAGCAGUCGCAGAACAGCAACGUCGAGCGCGAAAGCAAUCGUGUCCCAUGCGCAUCCGGCUGAUGAUCGUAUCAAAUGCAAAUAUGUCUGGGCCUGCAAGAAAGCAAUACUUGUCAUGCAGAAUUUCCAUGCCUCCCGCGGUCUGGAAUGCAGCACCUAGCAUGGCAGGUUCUGCGAGGUCUCUAAACCCUAUCAUGCCUAUCCUGCACUUUCUCUCAUUAUGAGAUGGUCUCAACGAUUAUGCUUUUAAAAAUUCAAAAAAAUCUUUAUUAAGAAAGCAAAUAGCAACAAUUAGCCGCCGAAGCCGCCGCUGUUUUCGCGCCGUUUGUGACGUCGUUUGCCGCCGUCUUCACAAGCCGUCGUAUGAGGUUGUUAAAUAAGUAGUUCUAAAUGAGAUCCCAAUUUGAACUAGCUAGUUUAGGUAAUAGACAUUCUCAUUGCCAUGAGCAGCUUGAACCCACUCAGCUAAGGUGUUUGGCCGGCCAGAUCGACACGGCUUCCAAGGUUGACGGGCCCGAACUUCGUCUGGGGCCCCGUCCGGGGCUCCGAGCAACAUUCCGGUGGAGCAUCCAAGGUAGUCGGCAGCUUCGGAUCGCAGGAGAGGAGAGAGCUGGCGGCACCUCAAUGCAAAUCUUCAAAUAGCUACUUUCUAAGAUGCAUAUUAGCUAGUUCAAAUUGGGAUCUCAACAUUUAGAACUACUUAUUUAUCACAUUCAUAAUCUGCCAAGUGGCGACGCGCGGAAGCUGUGGACAACGGAGCACCAAAACGGAGUCGAUUCAGGAUGGAUAUGUGCCUAUUUGCUGUCUUAAAAAAGAUUUUUUUGAAUUAUUGAAAUCAUAAUCGUUGAGACCAUCUCAUACUCAUGUUGGUUGAAAAAAGCACAAGAACCUUCGGUGAUUGCGCAAGACACAUUUUUUGUGAUCCACAAGACGCAUGAUCACAGGUUCCAUCCUUCCGGACCCAGACAUAUUUGCAAUGUAUACGUCGACGAACUGCAGCCAAGUGCAGAAGAGCGGAGGAUCGAAGCAGAACUGCAGAAACUGUACGACGAGCGUCGCCAGGCAGUAUCUUACUGAAAACGGUCCCUACCGCUUCGUCGCUGCGAUAAGAGUGUCGGAGCCCAAAACGUAUGGAUUGCAAAUAUGUAGUAGUCCGGGUCUUGAAGUGGAGAAUUUGUAAUGCUGGUCUUCCAUUGCCGCAAAAACAGCACCGUUGGGUUUACCCCUUUGCAUCGGCAGAGCAUGAUGCGCACCCCCCCUAAAACAGCUAGCCUAGUUUACGUAGGUAAAUUGCCAAUUAUAGUCCGGCUCCCGGAGGUCAGGGCCAUCUACGUACCUUUCAUGAUGCUUGGCUGUAUCUAUCCGGAAGUGGCUGUACACGUCGGCAUCGCAACUUUCCAGACCCAGGCAGCUGCAUUACUUCAAUGCGAUAAAACGCCUCAUCGUGAGGCGCGAGGAGUGAAUCACUUCUUGGCAACUUUUGACUGCGAAGACCGAGAUUGCAGAAAAACACGUACUCGGCGUUAUCCUCGUGCGAAAAGAAAGAAAUUUGUCUCAAUUUUGCAUCUACCGAAACACAUACGUUUGGAAAUUGGUUGUUUUCUGCCACUUCGUUGUGAGGCCACGACAUUCGCUGCUAGGCACUGACUACAACACCAGGUCGUAUGGACAAUUUUCAGUGUGAUCCAAAUAUUCGUACAAAAAAGCACACCCAUCUAAGAAAAAAAUAAAUUUGUCACGCGUCAACAACGAGAAAAGCAAUUCCCUUUCACACAGCACAACGCAGUUCGCAAUUCGUUUUCGGCACCCGAGGCCCACCAAGAGGGAUUGUCAUGCAUUUUCGGUUACGUUUUUUCCGGCAGUACAUCCCCCCGCAACACAAAUUUGUUUUCAUUCUGGUUUGGGUACAUUUUUCCGUAGAAUACCGACACAGAAGCGCUGGCACAAAGGAAGAAAGAUGCGGUGGCGCAUACCGAAAAAGCGUCGGCGCAUACCGAAAAAGCGUUGGAUUCUUUGAAGCAGUAUCCUAAGGAAAAACGUCCCCAACUACACACAAAACGUGGCCACGUAGGAUAUAAAUGCAUUACAUACUUCUCUCCCGCCUUCAUCGUCGUUUCGUGUUCCUUUGAUUUUGAAAAGUUUGAAGCUUUUCUGCGCCAGUUUACAAAAAUUUUCAUUUGCAUUUGGUUAUUCCCAGUACACAAUCAAAGCACUCCAAAAAAACCAAAAAGAUGCUAUGCUGGGUAUUUUGCUAUACAAGUCUCCAAAUUUCGCGGCCACCUCCGUCACCACCACAAAAAAACGACCAUAGAAAUGCCACGCAGGCCCCCAGACUUCGCGCGCCACGCAGGACAGACUUGGCUUCGCAGGGUAGUCGUGCUCAGCAGGUGCAGCACUACAAAAAUUGCCCACCUGGCCUGCUGAUCCUGGUUCCAGCAUGACAAGUUCCAAACCACCAAUACCAAGUAUAGUCGCCGUGGCGGGGCUAGUGAGGUCGGUGGCGCUUUUCCCACCGCCCUGGCUGCGGCCCGAUAGUGAGCCUGCUUUUUUUGGGCUCGCUCGUCGAACCGCUGUAAGCAACGUUACGCCGCACGGAAUUGCGGCCACGUGAAAAGCGUCACAUUUUGGCACAUUUGCAAAAUGCCUCUCGGCAAGCCAGCCCCGGGGCUUUUCUGCCGAUCCGGGCGCCGCGGGGGGCGGCUAAAAAGCGAAGAAAAGCCGGCCACAUUGCAUUUCUUUUUUUUUGCGCCUGCGCCUUUCGCAAAGCUUCCGCCGCUUAGAAACCGCCGAAAAGACGGCCACCUUCGCGGCCGCCCAAAAUGCUCUGAGUUCGAGGGCGUGCCAGGCGGCUUCGUUGUUUUGGCUUUGGGCGCGUUUUUUUUGGGCGCCCUUUUGGGCACCCGAAAUCGCCAGAACACCACGGGGCGGGUGGCUAAGAAGGGCCCCCCUCCUGCUGGCUCCCCUGCGUCGUUUUAUCAAGCGGCGACCGAUAUAGUCCGCCGGCAAUUCGUUGCCAGAAAAGCGAAACAGGCUGGCGCGCUUUGGUUCUUUUCACGCAAAAAAACUCGCUACAGACUUGAAAACCGCCGGCCGUUUUUGGCGGUUAUUGUCAAGAAAACUGCCAGGCGAAGGCGUUCUGCGGCCUUGCUACAUAUAGGCUAGCCCUCCUGAUGUUGCGCACGGGAAGCGUUGUUCCUGUGCCAGUGAUGACAAGCGUAGCACAGGGACGUUUUUCCACAGGAUCCACAGCAAGACAACAUCCUGGCAUCGACUAGGGAAAUAGAUGUCGAAAUAGACAAGAAGACUAUUAUGCAAAUGUGACUGUCAAGACAGUAGCAUCGCUUACACACCACAUCAUGCAGAGUCAUUUUUAGAGGACAGCUGUGUUGUGAUCUUUGCAGAAGCAGAAACACCAGUGUUUCAACAGGCGUACUCGGUGCUACAAGUUGGAUUUCUCUGCUUGUCAUGCAUAAGGAAGGAACACGACAGGGAAGUGCAGGUGCGCGAAGCAAAACGUGAUAAAAUUCUGCAGGACAAGGAGAAGGAAAUCAACAUGAUGAUACACGACCUGCAACUAUCCAUUGCAAAUGCGUCUGGGUCUGGUACGUGCAAACUUGUCCUGCUGAGUCCGACUUUGCAUAAAUAGCAAAUGUAUACCCGGUUACUGCGACGCAAAGAGCGAAGUUCCCAUCGGGAGUAGGCAUUAAGAAGAUCUUGCCGCGCAAUCUGUAAUGCUUCUGGGUGCAUUCCAGACGAUUGUUCGUUUUUGUGCUCCGCGACGGGAUGCAUGACAAACCUGGCAUCCUUUCAAGCCCAGAUCGAUACUUGCAAUGCAUAAAAACAACAGCGCGACACGUUAAUGUACGACUCGUCCAUCGCACCGACUAUGGCGACGCAAACUAUUUCAGCUCAAAUCUAAUAUUUCAAAUUUCGUUUCACAAACUCAAGUAGGUAUUUCCAAACAAUUGCUAUUUCAGGCAGUUUCCAAACAAUAGCUUAUUUCAUAUAGACGUAGUUAACACUGGGGUAGCGAACUUUGGAACAGUUUUGAAUUGAAAUAGUUUGCGUCGCCAUACUAUCAAAUGUAAAAGUGUCUGGGUCUGGAAGAUUAAAAACUUGUCAUGCUAAAUCUGAAUGAUGCAAAAAUCUGUGUUGCGUGAGUGCCCAAAGCUGUCCGCCUUUGACCAAGUUGAGAGGGAGUUUCUCAUGCAGGAAAGGCAUGAUAGAGACCUCAAAGAAUCUGUCAUGCUGGGUCUCGCAUUCCACACCUCAUGCGUCAUGGAAAACCUGCAUCACAAAUCUUGCAUUCUUCCAGACAAAGACAUUUUUACAGUUGAUACCUACCGACAGCCAGAGGCGUACUCGGCUACGUGUACAUAUCGCGAGGAAAAAAACCCCCUCCCCACAUGAAAGGGAGGCUUCUGAUGCUGGAUUUGCGUACACAAAUCAGACUUGUCGUGCAGAAGGUGCUGGGCGGCAGAAGUCAGAUCGUGUCGAAAGCGCAUGACAGACUCACUGUGGCAUGCGCCACAUGGAUCCCAGUAACCUAUACGCAAGACAAACGAGAUUUUGGACCACAAAUCAGCAUCACAAAUUUCCACUUUGACAUUGGGAGGGGGGAUUUAUUUUCUUCUCGAUAUUACAACGAGGAAGUUUUCAUGCCGGAAUCCUCGCCAUGGACGCCACAUCUCCUUCAGUUUUUCGCACCCUGUUGAAGAACGUGCCCAUCCCUAGACUGUCAUGCGGGUUUGCAAAAAUGACAGGAACAUUUGUGAUGCGCAUUCCAAUGACAGACAUGAUUUUUCGUCGAGUUUUGGAAUUUGUAAUGCUGUAGACAGGUACUAAAAAGCUGAAGGAUUCGGAUAUGCGGUUGUCCUUCUUCUCGCUAGCAGCACGCAGCAUCUUCACAAUGCAGAGAAACACUUGCUAGGCGUGACUCCCAAAAGUUCUUGGUUUGUUCUUGCAACAUCUUCGUCCUAAAUCUGGGCAGGUGGGGACGUUUUUACAUAGGAUAUUUCGGUUCACAACAAAAGGUCGUGCGUCCUGCGUUUCAAAACCUGGACAUAUCCAAGAAAAAAACUGUGUUAGUGGAGGUGUCUUCGGGUGACAGCAUGAGAAAUUUAUUGUUCUGCAUGACAGAAAAAUCUGUCACGCACAGCUAGGAAGUGAAAACACGUAUGAAAAGAGGGCAUUGUGGAUGGCCAGCAUGACAAGCGUAACUGUAGUAUGGUGUGCUUUGCAUUACAGACUUCAGCUUACACAUCUUUUUUCUCGCAUAGGACACACAAACGAUCCACUAUUACGAAGACGAACCGGUAAUCGUGAAGGCGCCUACCUCGUAUCCUGAAUAAAAACGUCUCUGCCCCAUAUUCAAGUCGGAAAACCAGCUAGACAAGUCAAGCAGCUUUGGUUGUUUCGCAUGACAAGUUUGUUCGCGUAGUGUACUCCUGUUUAGCUUGCUCAGCAGCAAUUUCACAGACCUAGCAUGUCAUGCUGAUUGAAGUAUCACAAACUCCAAAACACGACAAAAAAUGCUUCGCAUGGGGCUCCGCAUGAGGAACUUUUCUGGCAUGCGGAUUUGCAUGACAACUCUGGGGUGGGGACGUUUUUACUCAGAAUAGCGAACUGACGGAGCGUAUCAGAGAGGAAAAGAAAGAACGAGGAUACUUUGUCACCCCUGCUGUGUUAUCAAAUGCAAAAAUGUCUGGGUCUGGAAGAUUCCGAGACGUGUCAUGCAGAUUUUCCAUGAUCCAUGUUGUCUGGAAUGCAGGGCCUAGCAUGACAGAUUCUGUGAGAUCCCUAUCAUGCCUAUCCUGCAUGAGAAACUUCCUCUCGACUAGUUCAAAAGUGCGCAACUUUUGGCAAUCAUGCAACACAGUUUUUUGCUUGAUUCAGAUUUAGCAUGACAAGUAGCAUUCUUCCAGACCCAGACAUUUUUGCAUUUGAUAUGUGUAGGAAGUUGGCAAUUUUUCGUGCAUACAACUCGUGUGCACAACGAAAAGGGGGCGCCAGAGUGCGCCAUGGGUUCCAGAGUGCGAACGCUGUUGCCCGCAUUUCGUGUCAUGCAAAAGUUUCAGGAGUCGCGCAUCAGUAGCUGGCACGAAACAAACAAUAUCAUGUAAGUGGCAAACAAACAAUUUAGAUUUAGAUGCGGUAUUUUGAAGAUUAUCCGGCCUCUCUUUUCCGGAUGAUAAACGAAAAGGAAUACAUCCAGAAUUCGGGCAUCAACAUCACCAAGGAACUGCUGCAUGACGUAAACUAUCUACGCAUUGUAAAUAUGUCUGGGCCUGGAAGAGUUGCAAUUUGUGAUGCAGCAAACUCUGGAACCUACAAACAUGUGUGUUGCAUGAGCAGCAAAUAAAGCUGCUUUCAUUUCUUGCAACGCAUAAAAAAAAAGUAACGAGCUUCUAUAGUAUGUGGAACAGGCGUCUAGAGGCGUGCACAAAAAAUGUAGGGCUUUUGCGAGCGUUAGGUACCAUUGGAGUGCUCCUCCAAAAGAACCGUAGCGAACAACUGCAUUCUUCCAGACCCAGACAUGUUUGCAGUGUAUAGUAUCCUACCCUAUGAAAAAUUCUACCCACCCCAGAGCUGUGACAGAUGAUCUUGCCCAUGCGCAGAAAAAGUGUCAUGCGGUUCUCCACGGAGGGCACCAUUUUGUACUGGUGCUCCACGUCAUCACUUUGCCAUAGUUUGAUCAGAGUAGCGAAACUUUAUUUGUCAUGCGGCUGCAAGAAGAUUGCAAACUUGUGAAGAUACCGAAGUGGGUUAGUUUUUCUGCAGGAUACGUUCGAUAACAGAUAAGGGCGAAAUCAGCAGAAGUUCUACGACCGUUCCUCCAAGCACCAUUCCAAUGGACGUCGACGAAAUGCCGACGUCGGUGCUCGGCACUCCAACGUACGCGAGCGGGGGUGGCAGUUCUCCUGACAACAUAGGUACUUCUUCGAUUUUGCUGCUUUUCGUGUCGUGGUUUCCGUCUAUUUAAAGGUUGUCUUAGUAGAAUACCUUCGUGUAAAACAGUGCAAUUUAUGAAAGUGAAAAAAGCACCCUCCCCCUUUCGAAAGAGCAUCACGAGGAAAUUUGUGUUGCGUAUUUGUGUAGGCAAAAGCCUCUGUAUUGCAUACUUGAGAAGCAAGCAGAGCGAAACGGCGCACUGAGCAGGCCAUCUGUGAUGCGUUUUAGUCUACAGCAGCAGCGUGUAUCAUGCAGAAAACCUACACUUUUAGAGGCCUAAACAGACGUAAUGCGCCUCUGCUUUGUUCUUACGAAAAAAGAGCCGAUGUGUGACCACAAAUCUGCAUCACAGAUUUCCGCUUUGAUAUGGGGAGGGGGGAUUUUUCUCUUUGAUACAACUGUCAAAAUCAGGUGAAACACGACAGCAAGGCGGGUACGCGUUGGAAAUAAGUAUGUCUACAGGGUCUGGAAACUUGUGAUGCGAGUUAGUGAAUAUGAAGCUCUCUGUAAUGCACCGCCUAGUACAAAGACAGGCUUUUUCAUCGCGCUGUGUAUGUGUUGCGUGAUCUGCAUGAGAAACUGCGUUUUUGCAUGACAGUCAAGAGGAACUUUUUGUAGCCACGUAACACAGAGGCCAGAGUCAUGCCAGACAUCCAUGACAAAGCUAAAGAUCUUCCCGACCCAGACAUAUUUGCAUUUGAUAACCCUGGCCACAUACCAACCGCGGAGGAAUUGAAGAUUGUCCGCAUGCUAUGCCGUGCAAAAGUAUCGCACUCAUGCUUGUCUUCGCUUUGUAGCAUGCUGGAAGAAACUUUUUCUAUACCGGGAUAAGCAUUACAGAUUUCAUUUUUCUUUCUGCAGAAACUCAAAAAAAAAAAAUGUAAUGCUUUUAUAAGGUAGAGCGUGUCUUGCGCUUUUGCACUGCACAUGUGCGCCGUCUGAUCGACACUAUCACGUGCAACUACCUCUGGUUCUGGAACAGUACUCGUGUUUGCCAUGCCAAUUUUUUCCUUUGCCCCACGGAUUCUGAUUCAUUGUCGAAUGCAUUAUGGCCGAGGAUUACAAACUUGCAAAAAACCACGGGCUCCGAAUGCCAUUGCAAAUUUGCGAAAACAUAGGCGAAGUGGAACUGUGCGCCAAAAAAAUGUGCAGCUGCCUUCAAUACACAUGAAGAAUCUUCCACCUACAGGGAGCAUCGCAAAUGCACUUUUCCAGACCCAGACAUAUUCCCGAUGAAUACUUAAUAGAUUUUGGACUUUCAAGAUCAAUGGGCUUGGCAAAUCCAAGGGGUUCUUCGUCGUGCUCAAGGGCAUCCCGGGGCUACACCGUAUCGAUUACGAAACCAAGGACCGCGAACGGUUGUCCCUCUACGGGUGCUAUCCACUGCAAAUAUGUCUGGGUCUGGAAGAAUGCAAGGCUGUCAUGCUUGUUUUGCCUGAGCUUCUACAUCUCCUUAACCCUCUGACGCAUAAGGAGAAAAAGAGCCUUAGCUGUCAUGCAAAAACGCAACUUGCAAUGCAGAAAACGCAACGCGUAGGAACUCAGGAAGGUGUCAUGCUUGGCUCCGUAGUGUAGCGCGCCUACAACCAUUGCCAAUUGAGACAUGUUUGCGUUGCAGAGAUGCACGUUUAGAAAGCAAUGGAGCAAACAGUUGCACCAGCAGCGGCAGGAACAGAGGAAACGGAAUGCAAAGAUCAACAAGAACAACAGCAGCGGAACAAUAACUACAAAUAGCCCACCAGCUGACGGGUGGGUAGAUGGGUGGGAUGAAGGCCAAUCCGUAGGAUACUGUAUGUACAGCAGGUGCAAGCGAAAUAGUCCGGUAAGCGAGAUGGAACAGCGGGACUUGACGAACCACAUCUGCGACAAGAAGUGGGUUCCGGUCAAGGAUUGCGAGUACGAGUAUAUGGACUCGCUCUACUUAUUACAGUGAAAAAUGCCCCCCACCCCCGAAGUUGUAAUAAUUUGUGAUGCGAAGUUUCCAAAUGAACGGCCUUUGUCAUGCAUGAAAGGAGUGUGAUUCUUUGUGAUGCAGAGUCUAGGCGUAUAUAGCAUUGAUUGCAUGACGCUCUUGCUGGGAUCUUUUGCAAUACAAAUUUUCGCUAUUCACGAUUGGAAUAAAUCUGUGAUGCUGAUAGAUGCAAGAGGGGGAGUGUAUCACUCUGAUAGGUUUGCAAUACAAAUGCCCCCAAGUUCGGGGGUGGGGGCAUUUUUCAUUGUAGUACCCCUAUCUCGUGCAGCAGCCGGACCCGAAGUAUGACUUCGUCACUAAGCGCUGAGAAAUCGUACUCCCCCCCCAUAGUGUAUACAAGCCAAGCAUCUCGCAAGGCCACGCAUGAGGAAUCAAUCUAGCUGAAAGUCCCAUGGCACCACUUCGAUUUCAGCAUUACAAAUUUGAUAGAGUUUCGACAAGCCAUAUACAAAAUGCGUGUGAUGAAAAGCCGACUGAGAAACCUCAUGCACAUGGCAGAUUUGCAUGACAAACCUGGAGUGGGUACGUUUUUACAAAUGAUAAGCGUAUCCGUCAACUGUCCUCUCGAAGAAAAUAUCAAAUGUAAAAAUGUCUGGGUCUGGAAGAAUACAAGAUUUGCGAUGCAGGUUUUCCAUGAUCCUUGAGGUCUGGAAUGCGAAACCCAGCAUGACAGAUUCAUGGAGGUCUCUAUCAUGCCUUUCCUGCAUGAGAAACUCCCUCUCAACUUGGUCAAAAGCAGACAGCUUUUGGCACCCACGCAACACAGAUUUUUGCAUCAUUCAGACCAGCCAUGCCCCGGCUCACGCCGGGUGGAGCGGCUGUUGUGGUGGGGCAGGACGAUUUGCGGAUCGGGCCACAGUGCCAAAGCUUUGCGCCCGGCGUGAUAGGUCGAAGGAAGUACUGGCGCCGGUUUGCGCCAUUUCAACCCGCUAGGCCUCCUGCGCGCUUCCCGCGCAUUGUUCAGGCGCUAUGCGCAGGCAGCAGUUGCAGCGAAGCUUGGGGGCGAAGCGAAGCCGCCUCGGCGUAGGUGCCUGUCGAGGCAGAACGGGGGCCGCGAUGCCCUUUUGUGAUCACACGCGAGAGGGUGGCCAGAGAGGGUGGCGCGACAGGGUGGCGCGAGAGGGUGCGUGAGAGGUUGGCGCGAGAGGGCGCGAGCCUACGUGACGAAAAAGGCCCAAAAAAUCGACCCUGUGCCGGGCGGAUUCGGGUUUUCUUAACCGCCUCGCAGACCCUCUUUUUCACCUCUGCCGAGGGGCGCGCCUAAUAGUCCGGCUAUACUCGCCGGUAGAGGUCUACAGAGGUGGCCGAGAGGUGGCCCAGAGGGUGCGCGAGAGGUUCGCCCUUAUUCGCGCAACCUCUCGGCACCUCUGUCCCCCUCUCGCUUACCCUCUCCCGACCCUCUCGGCCACCUCCGUCCCCCUUAGGCGCGGUUGUAGGGCGACCGGUUCGGCUGGCUAUACUCGCGCCACCUCUCGGCCACCCUCCCGAAUGACCUCCCGCGCCACCUCUCCACCUCUGCGGACCUCUUUUUGAUCUCUUUUCACCUCUUUUUGACCUCUCGGCCACCUCUCUUCUAUCCUCUGUAGACCUCUUUUUUCGCAUGAAUAUAAUAGAUAGUAUUUUGACAUGACAAGUUCUAAUCUUCCAGACCCAGACAUUUUUACAUUCGAUAGAAAAACGAUACGGACAAAUUUCGCGAGCGGAAUACGACGCGGCGAAAAAACACGACGGAAACGGUGCGGCGAGUCUCGACGAGUGGUUCGUGUGCGAUCAUCUGUGCCCUUUAUCGUAGAAAAAAGAACACCACUCCAGUACCCAGUGACAGGACCAUGAUUUGCCAUGCUAUAGUUAGGGAUCACAAGAAAAAAGAGAACAUGUCGUCUGCCCAGCAGCAGACAUUCUACGCUUUCCAUGGCAACAAAAUGUCUUGGCAUUGCCGAGUUUUUUGACGACACACUUGUAGCGAAACGAAAGGCAGUUGCAGGCCUUUUCUUCUGUGAUUGGGUCUACUUUUUUCUGCGAUACCGUGGAAGCGACUCGAAGGCGCACGUGUGGCGGAAGUACACCGGCUCGUCUCCACCAGUUGACGGACCUUAUCCUGCUGAAAAGUACAAUCACACCCAAAGAAAAAAGUUUCUGUUGCCAGUAUUUUCAGUUCGCUCAAAAGCAACGCUGUAUUUCGGUUGACAGAUACUUAGGAGAAAACAAACUCCGAAAAAGUUUGUCUUGCACGAUAUGCAAUGCACAGGUUUAGUAGUGGUGAACAUAACUGCAACCAAAGCUAAUCCUUGUAUUUGUGUAUGAGCGGUGUGCAGCUUUUCGCUGUGAUGAACCAGCUUGGCUUUACAACUACAUCUGGGACAACGACGGCUACCUUGUCCAGCCACAGAACAUGCCUGGAGCAGCACCGCAGACCCUUAUCAGAAGGAAAAAUCCCGCCUCCCCAUAUCGAAAAGAAAAUUUGUGAUGCUGCUUUGUGACCACGAAUCAGCUUUGUCUUGCGUACAAGGCGAUCGGCGGCCAUGUGGCGCAUUAUGCAGCGAGUCUGUCAUGCGGUUUCGCCUAUGUCAGACUUGUUUCGCAUGCUCAGCUGCUAGCCGGAUGUGUACCCGGGGGGGCUUAGAAUAUGCUGACAAGCUCUUGCCGCAAUACAGAGCUCAUUGGUGUACACAAAUCCAGCAUCAACGCAAAUUGUCUUCCAAAUAUGGGGUGGGGGCUUUUUUCACUUGGAUAACGCUGCAGCAAAUUUUUCGGCAUCCGGAAAACCCCGAGACCGAGAGCCUGUUCUUCCUGGGAAUAAAUAACAAGAGGUUCGAGAAAGUUGCCCCAAUGUCGACGGAACAGAAAUACUAUAUCGACGCGAUGGCGCGGGAUUAUCCGGCGGCUGAUUUCUACUGGAUUAUGCAUUGCAAUAUGUCUGGGUCUGGGAACUUGCAAUGCUGGGAUGUGAAUACGAUUGGUGAGCUCUUUGUAAUGCACACGCACAGCCAAGUAUGACGAGAAAUAUAAUUGGGCUUUCCGCACGACAAACUGCGUUUUUGCAUGACAGGCGCCAGGAUCUCUUCUUGGACACGCAUCACUAACUCUGCAGUCAGGGCAGACAAGCAUGACAAACGUUGCCGGUUUCCAGACCCAGACACAUGUGCCCUGGAUAUGUCUGGUAGUGGGUCAUGGAGGGUUUGGGGACUCGUUUCUGGUGGCUUUCGCCCGGAAUUAUCAAACUGAAAAGUACAGCACCGCCAGUUUUCAUCUUUGCCGCAGUUUGUAUACACCACUAGAGCAGAAGUCCGCUUCGAUGCGGCAUCCAUCGUCACAAAUUUUUGCGCCAGUUUUUUUCCCCAUCUGCAGUUGCAGAGCUCAUUUUGCGUUUCGCGACAGCAAAAACGCAUUUUCUGCAUGCCCACCGCGGAAUGCGGCCCAGGUGUUUACUUUUCUGCUUGAUAUCGAUGCGCCGACGACGGAGUGCGCGACCGCGAUCGCACCGAUAAAAGGCGGGUCUGUUGAGUAUAAGAACUUUGAUGUUUUGUUCUUAUUCUACCCAUGUCAAGCACUGAAAAAGCAAAAUUACGUGUUCGCACUUCAUUGCAGGUUUUGUUGCCGCGAUCUAUUUUUUUUAUUUCUCUGAUCAUGAAUACAUCACUACAGGUACCAGCGAGAAUUUGAAGACCUGGCCCGCAAAGGAUACCGUACGUGCAAAAUGUCUUCGCUUAUGCAAGACAAAUGUGUCUGGGUCUAGAAGACUGCAACGUGUCAUGCUGAUGCUAUGUUGCAUGCACGGCCGCAAGCGCUAUUCACUCUCUGCCGCGCAAAGGGCGAGUUUUUCACGUGGAAUAGGUAUCAAAGAGCUGUUGCACAAAUCGAGAAUGUGAUGCAGCUUCCGGUUGCAUUUCGUCUAGAUCAUUUUACAUUUGUGUGUUGCACCAGGUGCAUGACAAAUCUAAGCAACCUCCCAAAUCCAGACACAUUUGCAGGGCAUAUCGGAAGAUCUGGAUAUGGUGAAAAACCUUAUCGAUAACAAGGUUUGGUUUCCGAUCCCGGACGCCAAGUAUCAACGUGGAAGGUUCUCCCAGUCUUACAAUUUCGAAGUGCGUGCCUUGCCAUGAACGAACGCGGCGUGGAAUAAAAAAAUAAAGUGUUUUCACACGACAACCACAAAAGCUAUUUCGAAGUAAGACCCAGGGAUACUUUCCACGAUGAUACAAAAUUGCAAGCCGCUGGGAGAAAGACCCGAAGCGUUUUUUUCACGGUGUCGGGAGGUGAUAGCGAAAAAUAGUAUCAUGUGAAAAAAAAGCUGCUUCAACAUCAUGCGCAAUCGUAGAAUUUUGCACGGCGUUUUGUCCUUAGCGACAAGGACAACCCACAACAGCAUCGCUUUGAUGCAACAAAGAGCCGGCUUUUUCAUUAGUGGAAGAAGGAUUGAAAUUCUACUUUCUUGCAGCCAUUCCACGAAACAAACAAGCUCCAUGUUUGUUCAAGCAUCUGCAUUUGAGAAACGGAAAGACGUAUCUGCCAACGGUAAACCAGUUUGUUGCACCAAUGCACCCCGCAUUUUCAUCGUGAAGCAGAUGGUUUUUUUCACUUUGAUAAACCCCAAAUGAUCUUUCGGAUGAUUAUGGGACUAUCCCACAGAAAAGUACACUCAGGCAUUAUUUGGAAAAAUUUGUCGGCAGCCUUUAGCUUGACCUGACAAAUCAUCCCCUUCCCAUCAAAAAAGAGAUGACGUGACGUUUCGAUCACCGAAAACAGAGAAAGCGCAUGACAAGUUUGUAGAUAUGCGAAUUCGAAUAUCGAAAGCCUGUACUUUUCGGUGUGAUACGUGUUGCCCACCCCCAACGGCCUCACAGCAACCGUCUGCGAAAAACUUAUCAAAUAGAAGUGCCCAUCUACUUCUGAAUACAACAAGGCAUUUUCUGUUUUGUGGCUUUACCAUAGUCACAAAACUUCAGCAAUUUUGCGUCAUGUGAAAGCAUACGCUCUUUGUACUGCGGAUAAGCACUUACGAAAGAUAUCUGACAAAUCUGUCGCGCCUUUCGGCCAAAAAGCGCUGCUCCCUUGUGACACUAAGCACAACUUGAACUUCUGCAGCGAGAGAUUUUGACCAAUUGCAUGAAAUAGAUGUGCCUUUCUCUUUGAUACUGGAGUUUUUUUGUCCGAGGGGGGGCGACAGGUGGAGGUACGAGAAGGAUCUCCAAACUAUGCAUUGCAAAUAUGUCUGGAUCUGGAAAGGAUGGGAUUUGUCAUACUAAUUUUUUCAUGCUAGUACAAGAAAUACAAAAGCCUGUAUUGCAUGAGCAUCAAAUAGCGCAAACCCGAAGGGGGUAUUUGUCAUGCAGGAUAGAAUGAGCAAGCCUUGGCGAGCGGCGUGAAGACGCUAGAGCACGCAUUACGGGCAACGCGGUUCAUGUACAAUUACGCAUGACAAACUUCCCCAAUAUUCCAGAUCCAGACCUAUUUGCUAUGGAUACCAACUACAGUGAAGCACCCACAGUAGAGGCGGAUCGAUCGUAACCUUCACAUCAGUACCAACAGGAAAAUAAUACACACAGUAAUUGUAGCAACAAAUCUUCAACAUCAACAUCUUCCCUUUCAACCAUCGAAUCUACUUCAUUUCAAGCGUCUUCUGUGCCAACAUGACGAGUUGCGGAAUAAGUGAACGAAAAGUAAACUUUGUAAUGCCCAUCAUCAUCCGUUCGCGGUUCCGGGUUCCGGAGAAGCAGUAAGCCGCAACUAUCAAAUGCAAAAAUAUCUGGGUCUGGAAGGAUGCGAACUUGUGAUGCGUGUCGCGGAUCAACAUACAAAAAUCUGUGUUGCAGGACUUGCAGAAGGUUCCCAUUUCUAGCCAUGCCGAGGGGGCAUUUCUCAUGCAAAAUAGGCAUCACCAAGGGGCUGCAGAACCUGUGAUGCUAGGCCCUGCAUUCCAGACUUGGCGGAGCUUGGAAAAACUGCAUGACAAAUCUCAGAAUCUUCCAGACCUAGACAUUUUUACAUUUGAUAGCAACAGCUCGUGUACAACACGGUCUGAACAAGUUCGUCGGGCACAAGCGUCAAACACAAUAGGAGUGCACCGAGCGGCGUGAUACCGCUGUCCAAACCAGAUGUGGUGAAGACGUGGUAAGAUGAUUAUAUAUUCUUUUUUGUUUCAAGCGAAACAGUUCUCAUGCACGCAAUGGCAUGGAUACUUUUACUUCACCGAAAUCGCAUGGCAUGAAUAAUUUACGAAGGAUUUGUUCUAACAGAACGAAAAAUAAAAAUCAUCAGGUUCUUAGGUGGCGCGUCGUCGUCGAUUCGUCGCUAGUCAUCUGGAGGUCAAGCAGCUCCGCCGUCCAUAUGCAUUGCAAAAAUGUCUGGGCCGGAAAGAGGUCGAGUUUGCCAUGCUAAGUCGGAGCGGUGACGCAAAUGUGCAGGACGAUGUUAUUUCUCAUGAAGGAGGAUGGCAUUUCUCAUGCAAGAUGGGUGUUACGAAGCCCUCGCAGAAGCUGUGAAAUAAACGUUACACCUCCCAUUCCAGACCUCGUGGGCCAGAGCUGUGCGGAACCUGCAUGACAAACAUUGCAUCCUUACGACUUCAGAUGACUGCUCAGACAUAUCUGCAAUGCAUAGUCCACACUCUGGUGCUACUCAAACCUGUCUUCGCUUCUCGUAGGUGACGACUCUUUCAAAUCCAGGUGCUUCAUGCUGUGUACGAGCAGGCCGUGAAAGCCGAACUUGUGCUCUGUAGCUCGCUUAAAUGUGAGUCUGCAGCCGGCAGAGCAGGAAGCUUCGUGCUCGCUAAUGGUCGAAGAUGAUGAAGAAGUCAAAAUGCUUUACUACUGAAUCCUUUUCCAAGUUUCUUUUCAUAUUUGGCGGUUUUGUGGUUGCGCAAAACAAAGUCGUUGAGCUGAUCAAUGGUAUAAGAAAUCACGAGUACUAAAGACGGGACAAGAAUCAAGAAACAAAAAGUAAAUAAUCCAGUGUCUUGGCUACAUGUUCAGUAGUUUUAAAAUUCUUCUUUACGGUUGUACUGUCUUGUUAGAUUUUUUUACACGUUUUUUUAUUGAAACAAUGGCGAUGGCCACCGCAACACUAGUAAAGUGACUUCGAGUCAAGGACGAUCCGGUGCGAAAUGACGAUAUUUACAAAUCAGAAAACUUUUCAACCUUUCCGAAUCCGUGCAACUGGACUCACGGAUGUAGAUUAGGCGAAAACUUCAUUUAUGAAUUUGAUUCACGAGGCGAACAUUAUUUUUUGAUACAGCUGGUUUUCAUGGAGCCCGCCCUUCAACACCAGUGGUUGUCGUUUGUCUUUUCACCAACAAAAAAUAAUCAACCAGUGCAAGAUAAUAUAUAGUACAGCACAAAGUCUUUACUGUGACGACAGAUACGGGGAUUUGUGAUGCAAAACCUUCACCAACAUCACUCAGGUUUCGAAAAAUAAAGGUACAAAAAUUUUACACUUUUACGUUGCUUACACCGAGCAUGAACAAACAAAAAUAGAGUGCACGUGAAGAAUUUGAAUUCAGCUUCAUUCAACCGUCAGUAAGCACACUACCGUCGUCCUCCUACUGAGGUCGACGGUGUAUUUUUUUAUACACACCUGUAGUGCGACGACAAAAUCCAAAAAUAAUAAACACUUUUUUCGCUUUUACUUGUUUCGACUAGUAGUUCGAAAGUCGUGUCUACACCACACGACGUGCCCCCCUCUCGUGCAAGGAUCAAAGCAUCCAGUCGCGUUUGUUGGGCACCGUUGAUUCACCUUUCAAUUGCGAAGCUCGAAUUUGACCUUUCUUUCUCGCGCAUCUACAGGAAAAUACGGGGAGUCGAGUGCCGCUUUGCAUAUCAGUAUCAUGUGCUUCCUACGAAUAAUUGUUGUGGCGAACACCACGACCUUCACUAGGUGGCUGAUUAAAAAAAAUAGAUGCUGCAAGGGCGGCACAGAAGCCAUCUUGUCUAUGGGUUGUACCUGUGAAAGCCAGUGCAACAACCAUGUCAGUUGCAUCCUCGGUCUUCAUCGAUAAGUACUCCUAGCCACGGCUUUGCAAAAGUUUCUCUAUCGUAGAACCAUCCCCUCAACGAAGAUUUGUUGUCUCCCACAACUAUAGUCUCAGCGCCGCCUGCAGGACGCGUUCUCGCCAUCGCGAAUGCAAGCACAGACACUAAAAAUCCGCAGCUUCUACGCGCUCGUUUUGUAGGCCUAGUUUUGGUAUAGAUAUCGGAUAUUGUUUGCAAAUCGUAUCAAGGCAAUUCGUUUGUGAAACGUAAAAGGGAAAGUAAGUAGCUCAUGUAGUAGAUCCGAUAUGGAGUCGCACCAGUUAUUGUUAUUCUCUUGAGAAAAAUAAAACAGCCAUGGCAUAAUCUACUCCUAUGAUGCGCACGAGGCUGUAUUGUUGUACACCCUUCGUGCGUCGGCAGAAUUAGAAGAAAAAAUGCGUAGGGAAAUGUUGAUAUAUUGGCACGGAGUUCAUGCUCAAAGAAAACGUCUUUUGGGGCUAAAACGCAUCUCCGCGGCACAUGAAAAACAUCAUCAUCUUCUCGUAUCCAAAAUGAUCUAGCGAAG